AUGGGUAGAGAUCACACUUCUAAACAACACGCCAGAUCUGGUCACAGAGAAGCUCCAAAGUCAGACAACGUUUACUUGAAAUUAUUAGUCAAGUUGUACUCUUUCUUAGCUCGUCGUACUGAUGCUCCAUUCAACAAGGUUAUCUUAAGAUCUUUGUUCUUAUCCAAGGUCAACAGACCACCAGUCUCUAUCUCUAGAGUUGCACGUGCUUUAGGUCAAAAGGGUGCUUCCGAUAAGACCAUUGUCGUUGUUGGUACCGUUACCGAUGACAACAGAUUAUUGGAAUUCCCAAAGGCUACCGUUGCUGCUUUAAGAUUCACCGCUGGUGCCAAGGCUACCAUCUUAAAGGCUGGUGGUGAAGCCAUCACUUUAGAUCAAUUGGCUUCUAGAGCUCCAAAGGGUCAAAACACUUUGAUCGUCAGAGGUCCAAGAAACGCCAGAGAAGCCGUUAGACAUUUCGGUAUGGGUCCACACAAGAACAAGGCCCCAAGAAUCCAAUCUAAGGGUAGAAAGUUCGAAAGAGCUAGAGGUAAGAGAAACUCCAGAGGUUUCAAGGUUUAA
Messenger RNA from Dujonia railenensis, 561 nucleotides. The record is from the annotation of a GenBank genome assembly. Lineage: Eukaryota; Fungi; Ascomycota; Pichiomycetes; Serinales; Debaryomycetaceae.